This is a messenger RNA of Ilex paraguariensis (yerba mate), 233 nucleotides long. NCBI's taxonomy places the organism in Eukaryota, Viridiplantae, Streptophyta, Magnoliopsida, Aquifoliales, Aquifoliaceae. The record is from the annotation of a GenBank genome assembly.
ACAAUUUCUUUCGCUCCGAGUUGUUAUUAAGUUCAAUAGAGAAGGCUACGCGACGCGUACGAUGCACCGAGCGAGGCAAAGAAGAAGCCAGGCGCAAGAAACGCAAUAGAUGGCGCACAUUAGCUGAAAGAAAACUUUUGCCGCGAUCGCAGAGAAUUUCUCGAUCAUCAGAUCCUGUACUCUCUCUCUUCCCCGAGCGUAGCAUCGUCGAGAAAGAGAGUCGAUUGCUUUAG